CAUGGCUGGCUCUAAUUUGUUAUUCGACGGAAGGAUGUUCAAGAGUUAGAAAGGAAGUUAAUAUUAAAGAAAGUUAUUGCUAUAAUAAGAAAAAGACUUAAACAAUGGAUUCUAUUAGUAGCAAGGAUCCAUGAAAUAUUUUGCUUAUGGAACUUUGGUCGAGGGAAGAUGUCACUGCAGACCUUGUUGUCGCGGAGAACCGUCGAUCAUAUGCAGGUCACACAAUUUAUCGUGUCGUGCUGAAGGUUUUUACUGCUGGUGAAGUUGUUCCAGUUAAGCUAAAUGAGGUUUUUGUAUGGAGAAGGUACAGCGAAUUGAAAAGAUUGCACAAAGAUUUGAAAAACAUCAGUCUUCAAAGUGAAGAGGCAUCUGUUUCUUUCCCAGAGUUUAUCAAAGCAAAAAUUUUUGGACGUUUCGAGGAACAUAUUAUCGAAGAACGCCAACGAAGUGCAGAACAGUUUUUAAAAUUUGUGGCUGAAAGACCAAAUCUUUUCAAAAGUGGUGUUUUGAAAAGAUUCUUUGAGGGAGCCGUCAAAUGCAAUCAGCAGAGUUCCCUGACAGAGCCAAGUGACGAGCCGUUGUAUCUUAAUGAAAUAAAUAAUCGAUUGUCCCUUUCUGGUAGUAUAACGGACGAAAGCAGAGAAAUUGACAGUGCCGAAGAAGAGUUGGAGCCAAUGUCGACAAACCAAUCCAGAGGAGUGUGGAACAAUAGGCAGCCAACACCAGAUCCUCUUGAAAAUAAUACUAGCAGUGACCCAGAACCAAGGAUAGAGGUAUUUACCGCUUCUGAUGAGACCAAUAGUGUUGAAGUUACUCCUGAUGAUCACGCGACUAUCAAUGGUAUUACUAGCGGCAAAGAAAAUUCUACCCCGGUCGAGGAUGAAACGUUAGCUGAAUCGCAACAGAUUUCAACGGCCUAUGUUCAAAACAACCAAAGGUCGAAUAAUUCUGGCCAAGCAGAGGUAUCUGAAAUUGACACAAUGCGACAGGAUUCCGAUGCAGCAUUAAAUUCUGACAAGGAAAUAUCAGACCCUGCUGAUGAUGACGUAUUUGGUGGCAAUGUCGUGGACAACGAAGAAGCCGGCAAGUGGCUACGAGAGGCCUUUUCCGUGUGCAGCGAAGGAGGUGAUAUUGAGCGACUGGCUUCAGAGGCAGACAACAACCAAGAUAUUGCAUCUUUGAGUGUAUCUCAGCUGCAUGAAGACAGCAGCGAGGAAGAAGCUAAAAGCCCAAAAAAGCUUGAAGAUGAUUGUACUGGAGAAGAUGAAGAGAACGACCUGAUAGAAGCGUUGUGCAGUUUGCCGAAAUUGCCCGAUGACGUUGCCGAUGAUGAUACAGAUCAAUAUAAAAACGAGGAUUUGCCCGAAUGUGCCAUUGACGGUAAUAUCCCUAAGCAAAUUCACGAUGAUGCACUUGAAGAUGACACUAAUGAUUGUAGUGGACCUGAUUUUGGUUUAUCGAGAGAAAACAGCUCUUGUCCAAGGUUGAAAGAGGAUGAUUGCAGAAAUGGGCUCCCAGAGGGUGCUGAUGCUGAUGCGAUAGGUCGUGAUGAAGAAGACAAAGUGCGGGAAAUUGGAGAAAAUGUUAAAGAUAUGACUGUGUCAGGUGAUAACUGCGAGACUUUGCCUACUGAUGAUGUCUCUGAUCGUUUGCUUGCAGGAAGAGACGAAAAGGCGCCAAAUUCAGACUUGAAAACGUUACCGCGUCGUAACGAUUCGACGAAAAAUCGGUUUUCGUUAUCACUAGACGACAAGAUGAAGGCACGGAUACAAAAAGCAAUUGAAGCUGAUGACUAUGUUUACCAAGCUAGUUUAGCCAUGAGUGAAGCAAUAGAACGAGAGGAACAGAAACAAUACCAGUCGUCUUUUGAACUUUACAAAUUAGGCAUUGGAUUGCUGUUGCAAGGCGUGCAGCAGGACGCUGAUGAGGAGCGCCGUGUCGCUGUCAGACGCAAAACAGCACAGUAUUUAUUGAGGGCUGAGAAUGUGUACAAAAAUUAUUUACAUGAGUCGAAGAAAGCAAAGGAUUCCCGCAAGAGUGCUAUGAACCUCGCGGAAGUCAGGACUAUUGGAGUCAUAGAUAAGGUUUUCUUAGUUGAAAGAUUUGUGACAGGGGACAUUUUUGCUGUUAAGGUUUUGCAUAAAUGUGGAGCUGAAUAUAAAAACAAGAGAGAAUUUGUUGCCAAAGGGAAUAGAAAAUUGAUUGAUAGCAAGUACAUGGUGAAACUGCGUCACUAUACAGAGACUAGUACCGGUAUUUAUUUGUUUUUAGAAUUCAUUUCAGGUGGACUUUUAUGGAACUAUUUAGAUAUGGACCUUAGGUGGAACACAGCCUCUUCAAAUUGUGACGUGAAUGCUAAUAUGAAUCGUACAGAUGCCACCACAAGCCGCGCUGGACAAUCACAAAAUGCAGAGGCAAAGAGUCUGGAGAAGGAAAACCAUGGAGUGACUGAAGAUAUGAUCAGAGUGUGGAUGGCCGAGAUCGUGUCAGUUCUUAGUGAUCUUCAUGAGCACGGAAUUAUCUGCAAAGAUCUCAAUCCACGGAAUAUCCUGUUGGAUAGCGACGGCCACAUCAAGCUGACAUAUUUCUCAAACAUCAGAGGUGUUGAAUACUGCAUUGACGAGAAUGCCUUGAAGAGAUCUUAUGCUGCUCCAGAGGCCAAUGGGAUAUUUCCUUUGACACAGGCAGCUGACUGGUGGAGCCUCGGUGCUAUUUUCUUCGAACUUUUGACUCGCAAGUCUCUUCAUUCAUGUUACCCAGCUGGAAUUCAUUCUCAUUCGAUUAUAAACCUCCCAAAGCCAGUAAGCAACGAAGCUUGGUCACUUCUUGCUGGGUUGAUUCGGUAUAACUCAAAGGACAGACUGGGCUCUGGUGUGGCUGGCUGUGAGGAAAUCAAAUCGCAUCCAUUUUUUGCAUCGAUAAACUGGAAAGCGAUGUGAUGCUCGGAACAUAACUGAAUCGUAUUCAGUAAUUUUAGUAAAUUUUCGCGAUGUAUUGCAUUUGUUAGGUAGAUAUUAAACAAAAUUUAUUAGGAGUCAAGUCUGGAAUAUUUGAAAUUCAUUCUGAGUAUCUUAUUCUGAAAAUGGA
This is a messenger RNA of Rhopilema esculentum, 3087 nucleotides long. RefSeq lists its product as uncharacterized. Lineage: Eukaryota; Metazoa; Cnidaria; Scyphozoa; Rhizostomeae; Rhizostomatidae. The record is from RefSeq and is a predicted model, not a curated record. Gene Ontology annotation, molecular function: phosphatidylinositol binding; protein kinase activity; ATP binding. Gene Ontology annotation, biological process: protein phosphorylation.